Molecule: messenger RNA, 1761 nt
Organism: Aspergillus nomiae NRRL 13137
Lineage: Eukaryota; Fungi; Ascomycota; Eurotiomycetes; Eurotiales; Aspergillaceae
Product: HET domain-containing protein
Exons: 2
Coding region: 1-1761 (586 amino acids)
Source: RefSeq, a predicted model, not a curated record
AUGCCACAGUUCAGAUACUCCGAUCUCCCCCCAGGAAAUGACAGGACCCGCCUGCUUCGCUUGUUGCCAAACGAAGACAACACUGCCCCGAUAAGAUGUCAGCUUCUCAACCAUUCUCUCCAGAAAAAUAGAAAUGGAGCUCACCUAUACGACGCCUUAUCUUACGUGUGGGGUGACCCAGCCAAGUCACAGGUCAUCUAUAUAGAGGACGGGGAGUUCAAGGUGAACCAGAAUCUCCAUUCGGCGCUUCGACGACUUCGUGAUCCUACAUUCGAGCGGAUACUAUGGGUCGAUGCCAUUUGUAUCAACCAAGGCGACGAUAGAGAAAAGGAACGACAGAUCCAGUCGAUGGGAAAGAUAUAUGCUGGGGCGAAUCAAGUGGUGGUCUGGCUUGGCGACGAGGCUGACAAGAGCAGUGACGCUAUGGACAGCAUUCGUGCGAAGGCUGCAGGCUCAUAUGGAGUAUCUGAGUACAGAAAUGCGAGCAUAGACGAGGCAGCGUGCAGUAAGCUGUGUGAGCGGCCUUGGUUUCGGCGUAUUUGGGUGGUUCAAGAGGUUGGCCUAGCAGGAAAUAUUCGGAUUUUGUGUGGUUCUGCCGAAAUAAACGGACACGCAUUCGCCAUGGCCUUAAGAAGAGAUAGAAAUCCCGCCGUGCGCGCUAUGGCUGAUAAUAUCGGACAAGCGAUCUUUCGACCCCAAAAUGGGAUAUCUCCGCUGAAACAACUCUCCUUGGGAGAAUUAAUCGAUGGAUAUCACACCCACGACGCUACUCUCCGUCAUGAUAAGAUAUAUGCCCUCCUCGGCAUGAGCUCCGAUGGCUUGAGUGUAAAAGGUCUAUUGCCGAACUAUGAACUCCAGUGGGAGGAACUGUUCGAACGACUAAUGAAGUAUGUCCUGAGUGCCAAGGUGACCGUCAGAAUUGGACAGGAUAAAGAUACUGCAGUCAUCCAGGCGAAGGGAUGGGUUCUAGGUAUAGUACAUGCAGUAGAAAGGGAUGACUGGAAUCGCCAAAAGCUAUCGAUGUAUUUGACCGGAGACUGUGUCGGGAAAACGAAACAGAAAAUCGGAAACUGGGAAACGAAAUUGACUGUCCGAGAUUCGGCCAAAGACGUCCGAAGAGGUGACAUUCUUUGCAUUUUACAGGACGCUGCUGACCCGAUCAUUAUCCGACACUUUCAGCAUUAUUUCGAGAUCAUUCUGUUCAGAACGAAUUGUCCGCCGAGUAUAUGGCCGAAGGUCUUUCCCUCGGGAUAUAAACGAGACAGGGAGGAUCGGUAUGCGCGAAACUUCUAUCUGGUCUGGAGCUGGAAACCAUCCUCGAUGGACACAGAUUCUCUGGUGUCAACGCGUUCCGGGACAAUUCCGGGGACAGAUCAGAUGCUAUGGGACGCGAAUCUCAUCUUGCACGAUACAGCAGAUGGUUACAGAGCAGCCAGGGGUGUGGCAAUUGAGUAUUUAGCUGAGAUGCUCAAGUUAUUCGCGAAAAGGCUGGGCCAUGAGCAUCCAAAAACACAGUUGGCUGUGUAUGGACUUGGCCUACUGAGUGCGGGGGUGUCGCUGCGUACCAGGUUCGGUAGAGAACUAAAAACCAUAUAUUUGGAUGAGGACCUGCUGAGGAAGGUAGGAAAUGGCUUUUGCAUCUGGAGGUAUCUGGAUGAUGAGCGGUUUACUACUGGAAAGCUGCUCGCCCCUCCCUUGCGUCAGGAAAAAAUGGAACCUGUGUUAAAAGCAGCUAAUCGGAGAGAUUGCUAUAAUUUAUAA